GCUUAUUCCCUCCUUACAAUGCCUCGAGCAAUCAUUUCUCCGUCAGUUCUGGCAUCUGACUUUGGUCAGCUCACUGCAGAAUGCAAGCGCAUGAUCAAGGGAGGCGCUGAAUGGCUCCAUAUGGACGUUAUGGACGGACACUUCGUUCCUAAUAUUACUAUGGGCGCACCGAUCCUCUCCUGCGUCCGCAAGGGCAUCCCGGACAUCUUCAUGGACUGCCACAUGAUGGUCGCGCAGCCCGAACGCUGGGUCGACGAUAUUGCAGAUGCGGGUGGAGCCAUGUACUGCUUCCACAUCGAAGCGACUUCCGACCCUAUUGCCCUCAUCCACCAAAUCCACAAACGAAACAUGAAGGCAGGCGUCGCAAUCUCACCCGAUACACCCUCAACCGCUAUCACGGAUGAAAUUGGCCAACUGGCCGAUAUGCUCCUCGUCAUGACAGUCUACCCAGGCCGAGGUGGACAAAAGUUUAUCGAAAGAUGCGUUCCUAAAGUCUCAGAACUCCGGGCGCGAUUCCCUGACAAGGAUAUCGAAGUCGAUGGCGGUGUAGGACCCAAGACGAUCGAUGUGUGUGCCGAGGCAGGAAGCAAUGUAAUCGUGGCAGGGACAGCCAUCUUCGGCGCCGACGACCCUCCAGCGGUAAUCAAGUCUUUGAAAGAGACAGUCGAAGCUGCGCAGGCCAAGUUUGCCGCUGCCCGUGCACAGCAGCAAAAGUCCAAUGGGUCGAAUGGAGCCAACGGCAAUUAAUGCCCUUCCCCGUGCUGCGCAAGGACGGUGGAGAUGACCUUCUCAUCUUAUCAAUACACC
Coprinopsis cinerea okayama7#130 is the source of this 807-nucleotide messenger RNA. RefSeq names its product ribulose-phosphate 3-epimerase. The record is from RefSeq and is a predicted model, not a curated record. NCBI's taxonomy places the organism in Eukaryota, Fungi, Basidiomycota, Agaricomycetes, Agaricales, Psathyrellaceae. Gene Ontology annotation, biological process: pentose-phosphate shunt; carbohydrate metabolic process; pentose-phosphate shunt, non-oxidative branch. The transcript has 6 exons. The coding region runs from base 19 to 747 and encodes 242 amino acids. Gene Ontology annotation, molecular function: D-ribulose-phosphate 3-epimerase activity; metal ion binding. Gene Ontology annotation, cellular component: cytosol.